CCCUUGGGCUCGGCUGCGGGCCCGGCCGGUGUCGCACCGGAGCACACCGCAACGACCCCGUCCCUGCCCAACCCCGCACCCAUCUCGUUCCCUGGCGGCACCGCACUGAGCGUGGCCCCGCCCCGCGCGGUGACUCCGCCCUCGGUUUGCAUGUCCCCGCCCCCGCGCUACCCACGUGACCCCGCCCCGCCCGCGCUCCCCUCUCCGCCCGGGGGCACCCCGGAAGCGGCGGCGGCAGGACCCGGAAGCGCUGGCGGGGCAGGAUGGACGACACGCUCUUCCAGCUGAAGUUCACAGCAAAGCAGCUGGAGAAACUCUCUAAAAAAGCUGAGAAGGACUCUAAGGCCGAGCAAGCCAAAGUCAAAAAGGCUCUGCAGCAGAAGAACGUGGAGUGCGCGCGUGUCUACGCGGAGAAUGCCAUCCGCAAGAAGAACGAGGGCCUCAACUGGCUCCGCAUGGCCUCCCGCGUCGACGCCGUGGCCUCCAAGGUCCAGACAGCGGUGACCAUGAAGGGGGUGACGAAAAACAUGGCUCAGGUGACGAAGGCCUUGGACAAGGCUCUGAGCUCAAUGGACCUGCAGAAGGUGUCUGCGGUGAUGGAUAAGUUCGAGCAGCAGGUUCAGAAUCUGGACGUUCAUACGUCGGUGAUGGAGGACUCCAUGAGCUCUGCUACCACGCUGACUACACCGCAGGAGCAGGUGGACAGCCUCAUCGUCCAGAUCGCCGAGGAGAAUGGCCUGGAGAUCAUGGACCAGCUCAACCAGCUGCCCGAGGGGGCCUCUGCCGUGGGGGAGAGCUCCGUCCGCACCCAGGAGGACCAACUGUCCCGGAGGUUGGCUGCCUUGAGGAAUUAAGCUCUCCUGUCACCCCUGUGGACUGCUGCCCUGCACCGGUGGUACAGCCUGUGGGGUAGAGGAACUGGACUCCUUCCCCACCACUGCAUCGUGCUUGUUCUGACCCACCAGUCCUCCAGCAGCACGUCCCCAGCCCUGCCUGUGUUUGGACUCUUCUUUUGGGCUGUGAGGGUGCCACAGGUGCAGCGAUCCUGGCUCUGAGGGGAUGGUUCUGAGCCUCUCUGGGCUGCAGGAGCGCUUUGCCACUUCUGAUUUUCGGGGUGUUUUUCGUUUGAGACUUGCUGCUGGUUCCUGGCAACGUCCUGCUACUGAUUUAACACUGAAGGAACCCUUCUGGAGGCGGGUUGGGGGUGUCUCCUGGGGUGCUCCCCUCUGUGGGUGGCACACUCCUGUUGUUAGCUGUUCGAGGCCAUGUCUCUGAGGCCCACAGCAAGGAGCUGUUUGCAAGGAGCAGGGAGAUCCCUGCAGCUUCUUGGGAAGUGUUUACCUGGCCAGGGUGUUUCUGGGGAGGUUUGUGCCUUUCAGGAAGGGGAGGUGAUGUGGUGGCAUGCCUUCCCAAGCUGGAACUGGGUAGCAUUUGCAGGCUUCACCUCAUGGAUCUCCAGCUCCUUGUCCUGCCCUGCCAAAGCUCCCUGCGCCACAAAGUGACCUUUGAAACGCUCAUCCCUGCCCCACUGCAUCUGUCUGGAUCCCUGUCUCCAGCUGCCGGCUGGAAAUGGUUAUCCAGGCCCUGACCUCCCACUUGGACCAUUCCCUGCCCCACAUCCAGCAGCUGAGAGCAGGGCUGCAGCAGCAGCUGUGGUGGCCACAGCCUCGUCCCUAAAUGUCCCCACAGCUGGGAGGCUGUGACGGUGAAUCUCGCCCACCCUGCGCAUGUGGCCGUGGCUCAUCCCCUCCAUGUCUGCUGCUGUGCCCUGUGCCUCCUCCGUGCUGUGUGACCUGGAUGGAUGAGCACAGGGGCUGCUUCUGUCCCCUCUACUCCCAAAGCCUGGCUGCUUAUCCCUUGGCCCUGUCUCCUGGGGCCGAAGUUUUCUGUACCCUGUGGCUCCCAGGCCACCGAGAUUCUGAACUGAUGAGAAGCUGGAGGUGCUGGGCUGACGGGAAGCUCUGGAAUCUCGCCAGGAAGGAAAAGCCAUUUCCUUUGGCUGUCUGGAGGAGGAACUUUAACCUCCCCUCCGCAGGCUGUAAACGAGGGCCAGGGCCAGCGCUGAGCUGUGCCAGGUGUGGCAGAUGGUCCAGUUUAUCACUCUUAAAGGGAAUUUCAGGUCCUGUGCAGCUGCUUCUGUCUGUGCUGCCAGGAGGGGAGGGAAGCACUGGGAGAGGGGAGGCAGCUGCACCCCGCCCCCGCUGCUGGCUGGUGUUCCCCGAGGAGGGGCAGGGCUCAUGUCCCCAGCACACUCCACCAACAUUUUUCCCUGUUUGGGUGACUUUUCCUGAGUUGAGUGGCCUUGGCAGUGUGUGGCCAACAGAGCCUCCUUCCCCAGGAGGAGGAGGAGGCUUUGGGCUACAAACCCUCUGUGUGUGGUGGAGCGGUGGAUCUUGUGCCACCUCGCCAGAAAGCAGGAGUUUUGUGCCAGGGUCGCUGGGUCCUGCUCCCUGGCAUGGGUGCCAUCCUUGGGCUGGGGGCCUGGGACACAGCCUGUGGCCUGGGGAGCCCCUGGGCUGGGAAAGCUCCCUCUCCACUGUAGUGUUUCUCUGUGGUUUCAUUUCUGUCUUUUUUAAAAGCUUGUCUGGUUUGCCUUUCCCCUUUCUCCCCCCAGCCCUCUUUCUGCUGUUUUAAAUAAACAAUCAAGCCCUGAA
Pogoniulus pusillus (Red-fronted tinkerbird) is the source of this 2654-nucleotide messenger RNA. RefSeq names its product charged multivesicular body protein 1A (gene CHMP1A). The record is from RefSeq and is a predicted model, not a curated record. The transcript has 7 exons. The coding region runs from base 264 to 854 and encodes 196 amino acids. Gene Ontology annotation, biological process: late endosome to vacuole transport; endosome transport via multivesicular body sorting pathway; protein transport. Gene Ontology annotation, cellular component: ESCRT III complex; multivesicular body. NCBI's taxonomy places the organism in Eukaryota, Metazoa, Chordata, Aves, Piciformes, Lybiidae.